Molecule: messenger RNA, 2646 nt
Organism: Penicillium coprophilum
Lineage: Eukaryota; Fungi; Ascomycota; Eurotiomycetes; Eurotiales; Aspergillaceae
Exons: 5
Coding region: 1-2646 (881 amino acids)
Molecular function (GO): RNA binding
Source: RefSeq, a predicted model, not a curated record
AUGGCUAUUCAUUACGUCGAAUCGAAUUGCUCUGCGCCUAGUAUCUCUAGGCAUGGUACUCCGGAGCAUGCUGCUCCAAAGCAAGAUGCCCCCGAACAUGCAGCUUCGGAGUCCAGCAUCACUAAGUCUAGUAGCUCGAAGCCUAGUACACCAGAGCAACAUGAUGCCAAAUCAGCCGACAUAGUUACAGGCAAGUCAGGCGAGCCCCACGAGCCAGUCGAGCCAGUCGAGCCAGUCAAGGCAGCCAAGGCAGAGGAGGAAGAGAAGCCAGUAUACCUCCCGCGUGCGGAUCGAAUGAAUCAAACCCCAAGCAAGGGAAAUGCACAGGGCCUCUUUCUUCCUGAUUGUUGUGUUUUUGUAGGAAAUCUCUCUAUCAAAGUGUCACUUGAAAAGUUGGAAGAAGAUCUUACAGACAUGAUCUCUACCUUCGGCCGGUGUCAUGUUAAGAUCAAACUGUCACAGGGGUUGAAAAAAUUACCUGUUGCAUUUGUACAAUUUGAAGACAUCAAAGCAGCAAAUUCUGCAUUGAAACAAAAUGGAAACCUGAUGCUCCAUAAUCGGGUGUUGAGACUGGAAUCAUCUAGGGCUAGACGAACUGCCCACUUCGGUUAUCUCACUGACGAGCCCAUUGAGAAAUCUGUAAUCGUCGAUGCGCUGAAGGGACUUGGGAGUCUUGAGGGCAUAGCUGUUGAGAACUACGUUAACCCACAAGGGGAAGACUCUACCUUUGGGGUUGUCACUUUCGCAUAUCCUGACGAUUACGCGGAUGCCCUUCAGCAUUUCCAAAACCACCCUGAUUAUUAUAUGACCAGACCUGCCAUGGAUCCCAACGACAACCAACUCUCCCAGGAUUACCCUGCUCCAGGACACAGGCCUUCUAACCAGCCUCUCCCAAACCGUGGCAAUCAGCAGCGAUACAACAACAAUGGCCGCAGAUCUUUUCACCGUCCAUGGUACAGCGGCGGUAACAAUAACAGAGGCGGAUUUCGAAACGCUCCUGGUGCUGGCCCCAGACACCAAAACACACCCUUUGCAAAUCACGGUCACAGCCAAAGCUUCAAUGGCCAGGGCCAUUCGCCUCACGGCUCUUUCUCUCAGAACUACCCCGGUGGUAACGGUUUCCCUCAGAACAACUUCAAUCAGGGCUAUCCCAACCCCAACUAUCAGAACUUCCCUGGUAAUAACUUCCCCCCGAACUAUCAGGGCAACAACUUCCCGCCAAAUUAUCCCAAUCAAAAUUUCAUACCUGCGGGUGCAUUUCCUAAUCCUCCUGUCAUGUUCAGCCAAAUUCACAUGCAUGACGGCCCGCCACCAUAUCCUGCUGAUUACACUGCUAUGCCAACCCCAGGGUUUCCUGUGUUCUUGGGCAAUCAAUCAUAUCAGCCUUCCAAUCCUCUUCCUCCAAUUGUAACUCAACCUCAGCCUCAGCCUGUUGCUGGUCCUGUUCCCGGCCGCCGCCGGUUGCCACCUCGUCCUGACUGUCCCUUGAUUGUCUCCAGCCAGCCCCAAUUUGACACAGAACAUCACCGACAACUCUACUACGAGCCAUAUCCCGCCGAUGAUACAUUCACCAAUAUGCAGUCAAGCUGGGUUGGUCCCCCAGGCGCUUGUUUCGUACAGCCUGACUACAACCAGCCCUAUCCGCCCAAUGCAUAUCCUCAUAGUCGCCAGUCUAGUGUGGGAAGUCAGCAAAACAACAGUUCGCCACCCAGAGUCAAUGAAUCCAAAUCAGCUUUGACACAAACUAAAGUCCAGACCCCUGAGACUGAGAGAGGCCGCCAACUAGCCCGGCCACGCCACCCCAACACUGAUGGAGGCUCCGACAUGGCUCCAGUGUCUGCUCCUGCCAAGACCCAAAGUGAACCAGUCUCUAUACAAGCCCUGGAUGAUUCACAUGAGAUGACCAGCAUGGUAAAUGUGAGCAAGUCCACUGAGACUCACAUUGGGUCUCGCGCACCUGUAAAAGAAACUAUUGAGUCUCAGAGCAAAUCCGCCGAGCCAGAGAAUGAGCUCAACUCGCCUCAGUCUGAAUCCACCUUUGUUCCAAGUCGUGAUAAACAGAAAGAAAGGUUGAUGGAUGAAGUCAAACUCCCAUUGAGGAUUGACACCAAGAAUGAAGAAAGUACCGGGUCCUCGUCCGAGGCUGGCCCCAAGACACCAGAUACAGAUGAGUCUCGGGAGGACGCUCAACUUCAGACUCCAGUCCAGUCUGAUUCAGUGAAAUCAGCCGAUACUAAGACUCCUGAUACCACCGAGACCCUCAAACCAGUCGACAAGAGCGCUCCAAGCAAAAACAAGUCCCCGGAACUGGCCACAGCCACUCCAACUAAGAGUAACAACAGAAGGCUCGAGCCUGCAGUGCCAGAAAACAGACACCUAUUGGCCCGCCAUGCUUUCCAGCAUCGCAGACCUCUCAAGAAAAAGUACCAGCCCAAGACCGACACCGGCAAAACAAUUGAGCAGUAUACCCGUGAGAUUAACGCGCAGCGUGCCUCGGCUGAUCCUGACUCGCGUGUCCCUGACCAUAUCUUGCAAGAAGUCAUCCAAGAGCUAGAGAGUGAGCGCAGAGAUGCUCUACGGAAAAGCCGAGGUCUUGGUCCCAGUGACAGUAGCAGCGUUGACAGUGGUACUUCCUCUAAGAAGUAG